AUGCCCCGCUCAGCUGCCUCCCGUAGGUCAGUGGCUGGGCCUCACACUCACGAAAAAGAGUCAGAGGAGCCAGUCCGUUUGACUCGGACACAAUGGAUGGAUAUGUUGAAGUAUGAGGAUGCAGAGGAGGCUGUGGCCGAACUCAUGGAGAGAUUUCUCAACAAAGUCAUGGAUGAGUGUUUCAAGGUGGACAUCAGACAAAAGUUGAUCCCAUAUACUGCAAACUGGGUGAAGAAUGACCUUAUCCAAAUAGUAGAGCAGCGUUUCCUGUGCAGAGACGAGGGAGAUGAGGAGGUUCUGUCUGAGGACUCUGCGGUGGUUCCAACUGAGCCAGAUGCCUGGGCUCAGGGCUGUGUACCACUAAUAAUCACCUCUACUCCACUGCAACCCAUCCCUCCAAAGGGAGAUGUCCAUAAAGAUGCUGCCCCCAAAGAGGUUGAGAUGCCGAUGCUAAACCCAGGAAUCCAAGAGAUUAUAAACCACAACAAAAACGUGUGGAAGCUGAAAGGACACUAA
Knipowitschia caucasica is the source of this 516-nucleotide messenger RNA. Lineage: Eukaryota; Metazoa; Chordata; Actinopteri; Gobiiformes; Gobiidae. The record is from the annotation of a GenBank genome assembly.